AUGCCGCUCUUCAAGACAGCUGCGGCCUGCGCCACCAUUCUUAGCCUCGCUGUGGCUACUCCGAUCGACAAGCCUGGCCAGACGUUCACUUGCAAGCAGGUGGAGAAAGGAUCCGUGGCUAGGAAUGGACCUGCUGAAAUGCUCAAGGCAUUCAACAAGUUCGGUAAAGAUGCUCCGUCCGAGGUCGUGUCUGCGGCCGUCGCUGCCAGAACUGGUUCUGCUGCUGCUGUGCCAGGGGACAAGUAUGACACCGAGUACCUGACGCCUGUCACCAUCGGCAAUACCACGUUGCAGCUUCAGAUAGACACUGGAUCUUCUGAUCUGUGGGUCUAUUCCUCUUUCAUGCCGGAAAGCAUCAAGGCCGAUCAUUCCGUCUACGACCCGGCUGUCUCCGGUAUCAAGAUGGACGGUUACAGCUGGAACAUCACGUAUGGUGAUGACAGCGCCGCUUCUGGCUCUGUUUACGCCGAUAAAGUUGUCGUUGGUGACUUGACGGCUACCUCCCAGGCGGUUGGGGCGGCCACUUCCGUUUCCAACAUGUUUGUAGAGGACCCUACUGAGGAUGGAAUCCUUGGGUUGGGAUUCAUCGCAAAAAGCAGAGUCCAGCCGAAACCCCAAAAAACAUUUUUUGACAACAUCGCCGACCACCUGGCCGAGAAACUAUUUGCCGUCACCUUGAAACGAGGCGAGGCUGGAACAUUCGACUUCGGCUUUCGAAAUAGGAGCAAAUACACUGGCCAUAUCGCGUAUGUCGACGUUGACAAUUCGGACGGGUGUUGGGAAUUCACCUCUACUGGCUAUGCCGUUGGCAAGGGCUCUGUCGUCUCCACUGCUAUCAACGCCAUUGCCGAUACCGGCUCUACCCUGCUUAGCCUCCCGGGGGCGGUCGUAAAAGCUUACUACAACGAAGUCAACGGCUCUUUCUACUCUGCUCAAGACGGUGGCUUCGUCUUCCCGUGCAACGCCGACCUGCCCGAAUUCACGCUCAUCAUCGGUGGUCGGCCGCGGACUGUUCCCGGCGAAUACAUGAACUAUUCCCCUGCAAAUGAGUCGCAUUGCUAUGGUGGCCUGCAGAAGAAUACGGGAUUGCCUUUUUCCAUCAUUGGAAGUAUCUUCCUCAAGUCCCAGUAUGUGGUUUUCGACCAGUGCACCAGGAAUCCCCGCCUUGGAUUCGCUCAGCAAGCUUGA
Messenger RNA from Lasiodiplodia theobromae, 1188 nucleotides. Its product is annotated as Aspartic endopeptidase pep1. The record is from RefSeq and is a predicted model, not a curated record. Gene Ontology annotation, biological process: proteolysis. Bases 1 to 1188 code for a protein of 395 amino acids. The transcript has 4 exons. NCBI's taxonomy places the organism in Eukaryota, Fungi, Ascomycota, Dothideomycetes, Botryosphaeriales, Botryosphaeriaceae. Gene Ontology annotation, molecular function: aspartic-type endopeptidase activity.